Nelumbo nucifera (sacred lotus) is the source of this 1523-nucleotide messenger RNA. Its product is annotated as Ribose 5-phosphate isomerase, type A protein. Lineage: Eukaryota; Viridiplantae; Streptophyta; Magnoliopsida; Proteales; Nelumbonaceae. Gene Ontology annotation, biological process: pentose-phosphate shunt, non-oxidative branch. Gene Ontology annotation, molecular function: ribose-5-phosphate isomerase activity. The record is from RefSeq and is a predicted model, not a curated record.
CAACUAGACAUCAACUGCGACAAAACCCCCCACCUAUCUUCGUCUCUCUGCACCGGCCCCAAGACUCAACUUACUUUCUUCAUCACACACAGCCCAUCAACAACCCGAAAGGUGCCGUAUAAAAAGGCUGAAGAACAAAACAAAAGUCUACCUCCCAUUCUUUCUCUCGCUAUUCCUCUUCGAUCUCCAUCCUUCCCCGCCCAAUGGCCACCUUAUCCCUUCUCUCCUCUUCCUCCCUCAAAUCCUCCUCCGCGUCCUCUUCCUUACUCCACCACAACAAUGCUGCCCGCCUUAUCCUGCGCACCCCCUCGUCCCUUACCAUACGCCCUCUUUCCCGUACGCCUAUGUACAUCAGAGCCUUUUCUUCUCCAUCUCCUGCUCCCCCUCUCACCCAAGACGAUCUCAAGAAGCUUGCUGCCGAUAAGGCCGUCGAGUACGUUAGCAGUGGCAUGGUCCUCGGCCUGGGCACUGGCUCCACCGCGGCCUUUGUCGUCGCCAAAAUCGGUGAACUCCUCAAGACAGGCCAACUUAAGGACAUAGUUGGCAUACCGACAUCGAAGCGCACUUUCGAGCAAGCUGCCUCACUGGGUAUUCCCCUUUCUGUCCUCGACGACCACCCACGUCUUGAUCUUGCGAUCGACGGGGCCGACGAGGUUGACCCAGAUCUCAAUUUGGUAAAGGGACGUGGCGGGGCGCUUUUGAGAGAGAAGAUGGUGGAGGCGGCAUCGUCCAAGUUCGUGGUCGUGGUCGAUGAUACCAAAUUGGUGACGGGUCUUGGCGGGAGUGGCCUUGCCAUGCCGGUUGAGGUCGUUCAGUUUUGCUGGAAGUACAACUUGACAAGGUUACAGGAGUUGUUCAAGGAAGAGGGUUGCGAGGCGAAGCUCAGACUGGAUGGAGAUGGGAAACCUUAUGUGACCGACAAUUCGAAUUAUAUUGUGGAUUUGUACUUCAAAACUCCAAUCAAGGAUGCUGGAGCGGCAGGGAAGGAGAUUUCAGCAUUGGAAGGAGUCGUGGAACAUGGACUAUUUCUCGACAUGGCCAGUUCAGUUAUCAUUGCCGGGAAGGAAGGAGUGAGCGUGAAGACCAAGUGAUCAUCAAAGUAGUAAUAAGACGAGAGCGGAGAGGGAAGAUGCCAAGAUGGUUCUUCUACUUCUAUUUCCAGAAAAUCAUGGCCAAAGAUAUCAUCAAAACCAUCAACCAAUUGAAGCUCCCAGGCAGACCGGAGGUACCUUGAAGGUGGGAAAAGAAAAAUAAAGCAAAUUAAAGGAAAUCCAUCAAAUCAACAACUUGAAUAUAUUUGGUCGCUCUACAUACAGUGAGAAGAAAAAGAAAAUGUGAGGAAUGAUUAUGAUCCCUACCAUGAGCUCCAUUGUCGGACAAGUUAACAGAUGUACCCGGGGUUUGGCUGGCUGAUUUAUUGGAUACCGAGAUUCCCAGACUUUCACAAUCCGCUCCCAACGUGCCUGGUAAAUGGUAAUUCUCACAAUAUUAUUAUUAGCUACUGGGCUUGGCCUUUAUCUUUA